UUUUCUCUUCUUUGUUUAGCAUCCCAUUAUGAAAUAAGGAUGAGCAAGAACUUCACACAGCUGAAAAAUCAUUUUAAUGCGACUCACAAGAUUAACACCACUGGGUUGAAUCCUCAGACUGCAAGUUCCAAGGAAUCGUUUUUAAUCUCUGAGAAUAUUCAAUUGCAAAACGGGACUGAAAUCUACUUUGGUGUCAUUACAUUUGAUAAGGCAAAUCAAGCUUCAGCGUUGUCGAAUAUAGCACCGGCUACCUUGGUACCGGCGCCUCCAGUUCCACCUAGCCCGACCAGCCCACCAAACCACUCGACCAGCCCACCAAACUCGACCAGCCCACCAAACCAGUCGCAGCCACCGACAACAGCUCAUUCACCUCAUCGAACCACAUCUGUGCACCCUGGCUCAUCCGUGCACCCUGGCUCAUCGUCCCAACCUAAUAACUCUCUGGUGACUGAUGUUACAGCAAUUGUUCUGGUAGUUUGUUGUCUUGUUGUUGUCAUAACUCUGAUCAAUGCCAUAACCGUGUGCAUUGUGGCUACCAGAGCUCGUAAGAGAGUCUCACCCAGUUAAGACGCUUGCCAUCAGUAAAUUCAUAAGUUCCAGGAGCAGAAUUACACCAUUCAGCCCAUCAAGUCUACUCCGCCAUUCAGUCAUGGCUGACCUAUCUUGCACUCUCAAUCCCAUUCUCCUCCCCACCUCCCCAUAAGUUAGAAUUGGUCGUCCUUGACUUCAUUUUAAGUAUUCAUCACAAGCAACAAAAAUCGAUUGUUCAUUUUAUUAUUUUACAACAUUUCUCAAUAGUUAGUUUCUCAAUAAAUGAUUGUUUUUCUCAAUAAAUCUCCAACUAGUUUGAGCAGAGACGACAACAUCAAAAGCCUUCAAGCCAAUUUGUAUUAAAUAAGUAUUUUGAAGGUUUGUUAGAAUAGCCCUAAGUUUUCUAUGUGACUCCAAUUUUCUUUUGUGUUUUGGGCUGACAUAUUACAACAACUGAUUCCUUAAAUUGGGUACAAACUAUGUGUCCUAGAAUUUUCCUUGUAACACCGGGUUUAAGCCAUUACCUGCAGUUUUGGGGCCCUGAUUUGAGAACUAUAUUCUGCACUCUGUGAACAAUUCUGAGUUAAUUGCAAAAUUGGAAAUUGAUAAUAAAUGCGC
This is a messenger RNA of Leucoraja erinaceus (little skate), 1149 nucleotides long. RefSeq lists its product as uncharacterized. NCBI's taxonomy places the organism in Eukaryota, Metazoa, Chordata, Chondrichthyes, Rajiformes, Rajidae. The transcript has a single exon. The record is from RefSeq and is a predicted model, not a curated record. The coding region runs from base 40 to 567 and encodes 175 amino acids.